GAUCAGUGCGCUUCGUUUGAAAGCAUACACGAUAAUGUAUGCUAUUGAACAUUUCUUAUUUAUUCGCUGGGCUAGGAAUGAUUCACUGGUUGCUGUAAAAAUAGUACACUUGUCGAUACAACGGUAGAACGAAAUACAGCAGAGCUUAUUAGCGAAAGCUGAAAGUCUAAAAAACAAAUAUUUUAAAAAGGUCCGUACAAGUAUAUAAUGCAUAAGCUACAGAAACAGAUUAGCGCAUAGAAGAAUGAAGUAUUUAUAUAGAUAAUGUAAUGUUUAUUUAUCGUAUCCAUACACUAGUCAACCGAGUCUCGACGGGUUAAUCGAUAAGGUAUAGCACUGAACGCAAUAAGAAAAGGGGAUUUUAGUUUCUGUUAAUGAGUUGCUUUUUUAUUUAGCAUCGUGACGAAAAUACCAAAUUAAUGCUGAAAUACUAAAAACAAAUGUAUACAAAUAUCAUAUGAACUCACUGAACUAUUGCAACGAAAAAGUGAAAAACAUUUGAUUCGAUACAGCAUUAAGUAUUCAGUAAAACAAUUGACGGACUUUUCAUUAACUAGUUCAUCCAUCACUAGUAUAUUUUCAUAUCCUUUUUAUCUUGAAUACUCUUUUUAAUUUGUGACAGGCUUUUACAUAUUUUUAAUACUACACAAAAAUUUCUCAGCACAAUAUAUCGAUCCACUUUCAGCUGUCUGUUAGUGUCGCUGCUGUAUGCUAAAUUUACCUUUUUCGAAAUACCCAAUAAAGUAGGAGUAAAAUACGCACCAUUCGCAAUUUACCCAUUACAGGACGGAAUUUACAGUGUCUAACUCUUGUUCUUCAACUAGUAAGCCAGUUGGUUUCGUUUCUUGUUUUUCUGGAAUUUCCCCUCAACUAAUCAUCUAUGCAACCACUUUAUCAAAUAAUCCAUUUUAAAGGCAAAAGAAAAAAACAUUUCUUCUUAAAAAUCAAUUCAUUGAAAUAAAGAAAUACAUUUCUUUAUUUUCCUUUAUUUAGAUCAUCCAUGGGUUCAUCACGUUCAGCAUUAAUUAGUUCAAGGAAUAGUGUUCAAGAUUGUCUUAAUCCAAUUUGUGAAAAUGAUUGUGAUCAACCUUCAGAUUUUUUUAAUGAAAAUCUCUUCAGUCAUUUAUAA
Molecule: messenger RNA, 1129 nt
Organism: Rotaria socialis
Lineage: Eukaryota; Metazoa; Rotifera; Eurotatoria; Philodinida; Philodinidae
Source: the annotation of a GenBank genome assembly